Molecule: messenger RNA, 1011 nt
Organism: Boeremia exigua
Lineage: Eukaryota; Fungi; Ascomycota; Dothideomycetes; Pleosporales; Didymellaceae
Exons: 1
Coding region: 245-946 (233 amino acids)
Source: RefSeq, a predicted model, not a curated record
GUCGAUAGAUCUGGCUACUUUGAACGCAAAAGUCGCUGCCCACCAAGUUUAAUAGAAACCGACCUGCCAAUUCGUACGUAUAUAUCAUUACAGUCUCUGGCAUCGUCCGCGUUGCUUUAGAUUUGAGUCACAAUCCAACACGCUAGUUUUUAUUACAGACAGCGCCUGUCCUGACCUCGACGAUGCCUUCCUCACCACCACACCGUUACCCAUCGAAUUCCCAGAACAACCCCACCAAUAAACCAUGACCAAGCGCUCUUCCCUCCUCAUCCCCUGGCACGGCCUUCCCCCAGAACUAAUCUUACAAAUUCUCACCCACGUCCUCCAUACCACCCCCUUCCACCCGCACCCUCCCCUCCUCCCCCUCCUCCUAACCAGCAAACACACCCACACCCUCGCCCUAGAAGCCCUCCGCAACACAACCCUACCCCUACACCUCUCCCCCUCUGCAACUCCAGUACCCAUCUCACCCUACCUCGCACCGCACGUGCACAGCCUCCACAUCACCCUGCACCUCCCCGCGCUCCUCUCCUGGGAGCCCCUAGCACCACACACCGCCGCGAAGUCUUCGCCCUGGAGCGUGCUGCUGACGCGCCCCGACUCGCCGGCGCCUGAGUGGCAGCGCGCGCUCGCGCACCUCAGUGCGCUUACGCUGACGCUCGAGAUUGGGGACUUGCGGUCUGCGUGUGGGACUUUUUCGGGUGGUUCUUGCUUGGCGGGGGUGCGGGUAGAGUGGUUUCUCGCGGGGGCGCGGUGCGGGUUGCGUGCAGCGUGGUGCGAGGUGAGGAUUAGGGGGCUGAGGUGUGGGUCGUUUCCGGCAGAGGGGGGCAGGGCGUGUUGGCGGAGGUGUGGGGAGAGGUUGGCGCGCGGGGUGGAGAAGCUUGUCAGGGGGGAGGAGGUGGUAGUGGAAAGGAGGUGGCGCGAUCGCUUCGGUGAUGCUGUUUGAUGAGGCAGUCCUGCUAGCCACGUGGUAGCUUGGAGGGUCGCCGUGUUGGGUGUGAGGGUAGAGUG